AUGUUCGCAAUCCAAUGCCCCCAAACACCGUUCCGCCAAACCCACACCCCAAUCCGCUCCUCCCCUCUAAGCAAACAUCCCACAACCCCACCCAUAUGGACAAUGUCCCCGACACGAAACCCCCAAAGCGCGUCGCAAAGCACAACCCCAAACCUCUUCACCAACCCACCCCCAAUCUUCAAUAUCCAGACUGAACCAAUCACCCGCCACACACAAAACGACCACUCCCCAGUUCCAAUGAACUUUAACGCGUCUGCCUCCGCCUCUACAACACCCACAGCGAACCAAUUCUCCAACCCUUUCUUCACAGCCCAGCCACAAACGUCGCCCGGCUCUCCAACGCGCCAGAAGCCGAAAUACGAAGCGCGCUAUGCGUCUAUCGCUAAUCCGCUCAAGGAUACGGCGAGUCUGGCACGCUCGAAAACGCGUAAGAUGUUCCUUAAUCGCGUGCGACAUGAGCGUGACGAUGGACGGUUUGAGGCGCGCGGUGAGCAGAUGAUGCGGAUGGAACAUCUUGCUGAUCGGAGACGGUGGGAGGAGAGUAUGGCGCGGGAUGGGGAGGGGGUUGUUGUAGGGUUUGAGGGGGAUGAGGAUGAUAUGCUUCCUGAUGAUAUCGAUGCGCUUGAUGAAUUCAUAUCGCAAGAGGAAGCUAUGGAGAUGGCGCUGAGAGAGACGCAGAGUGCGGUUCCUGGGAGGGUAGGGGAUUUGCGGUCGAAUGGGAAUGGGCCUGGUGUGCUGUUUAGUGAUGACGAGUACGAUGAUAUCUUUAUGGGGUUGUCGGAGCCUCGACGCUAUCAGUCGCAGUCGCAGUCUCAGGAUAUGGAUAUGUCGUGA
Messenger RNA from Penicillium coprophilum, 834 nucleotides. RefSeq lists its product as uncharacterized. Bases 1 to 834 code for a protein of 277 amino acids. The record is from RefSeq and is a predicted model, not a curated record. The transcript is spliced from 2 exons. Lineage: Eukaryota; Fungi; Ascomycota; Eurotiomycetes; Eurotiales; Aspergillaceae.